ACCUGACUUGUAGAUAGUUAAGCAGCUUAGAUUAUUUGUUGAUCAAUACCGCCGCCAGUCGAACAAUUUAUUGUAGCACCAGGAGUUUGUUGCAAUUGGUGCGUGAUAGAUAUUCAAACAGAUAUUAUAUUCAUAGUAUUAUUUAUUUAAUUUUUUAAAUUAUUAUUAUUAUGGCUAGCGUCGUAACGAAAUUUUCCGAGUUUUUAAAUAGUGUCGUUUCACCUUCAACGUCAGUUGAUGCUCCUUCAGGAAUCAGUGUACAGGGAAGGAGAAUUAUAAGUUUGGAUGAAGUUUCUUGGCAUGACAAAUCUGAGGAUUGUUGGGUUAUUAUUUAUGACAGAGUUUACAACGUUACCGAUUUUCUUGACGAGCAUCCAGGAGGCAGUGAAGUUCUUUUAGAAUACGGCGGGAGAGAAGCUAGUGGAGUUUUCAGAGAUUCUGGACAUAGCGACGAAGCUCUAAAGAGCCUUGAAAAAUAUUGUAUAGGGGAAUUGCCGGUACAUGAAAGAAUUUUCAGGAAACCUGGUAGGCUACAACUGAGAAAUGUGCAAUAAUAAAAAUAUAAACAAUGAUAUUAGUAUGUAAGAGUGUCUACGAUAGUUUUAUAGAUUUUACGUAAAAAAUAUUCCAUAAACACAAUAAAAAGGACUGUUUUGA
This is a messenger RNA of Diorhabda carinulata, 657 nucleotides long. RefSeq lists its product as uncharacterized. The transcript has 2 exons. Gene Ontology annotation, cellular component: intracellular membrane-bounded organelle; membrane. Lineage: Eukaryota; Metazoa; Arthropoda; Insecta; Coleoptera; Chrysomelidae. Gene Ontology annotation, molecular function: heme binding. The record is from RefSeq and is a predicted model, not a curated record. Bases 171 to 554 code for a protein of 127 amino acids.